Clonostachys rhizophaga is the source of this 1275-nucleotide messenger RNA. Lineage: Eukaryota; Fungi; Ascomycota; Sordariomycetes; Hypocreales; Bionectriaceae. The record is from the annotation of a GenBank genome assembly.
AUGCGUUCCUCGCAUGCCCGAACGGGCCGCUUUUGGCUAUUCGCAUUAUUUCUCAUCGUAUUUUCCGCUCUAGUUGUCGCCUCAGAGCCACAGCCCUCACCAGUCGCAGAUGAGGACUUGAUAUGUCACACAUCCAACCCAGACGAGUGUUAUCCUCGCAUAUUCCAGCCUACGGAUGAGUUCCAGAUUGUCCACCCUGACCAGCACUUGCCGGAAGGCCUGCAUGUAAGACUAGACAUCACAACUGGAAAGAAGGAGGCCAAGAUCAACGUUCCAGAUGAGGUCAAUCCGGCACUAGAGGGCCUGCCAGUUGAUCAGGCUGUCAUGGUCGUUGAUGCCCCAGCCUCAGAGGAGCCGGACACCCCACCGAUCCCAAGAGAUGCCCCAGAAUAUGACAUCCUUGGAAAGGUCAGGGAGCCGAAGCCAUCAGCCGGGUCAAACCAGGAGGCCGUCUCGUUCUACGACAACCUGAAACUUUUGAAAAGCCCCGAGGCUGCCACCAGCCCAGAUAUCAAGGUUGACAAGGCCCUCGAGGCGCUGGAGGAUAUCUCCCACGACAUCUACUACGGUCUCAAAAUCGCCGAGGACACCGAAGCCGUCAACUCGCUCCUCUGCCUCAUGACGCGGCCAGGAGGCAGCGAUGCGGCCGACCAGAGCCUCCCACCCCGCGACCAGCAAGCCGCCUCUGUUCUGGCCGGAACUCUAUCCAACAACCCCAAGGCUCUUCAGCAAGUAGCCGGGUCCUGGUCGAUCAUGCUGAACAGCCCCUGCCCUGACGCAAAAGGCUCCUUGGGAGAUGGGUUCUAUGGUAACGCCCUUGUGGCUUCUGGGGACCUGACAAGCAGCUCCGAGAGGCGCACCGCCGCAUCUCGCAUCAGGGCCAAGGUCGCGGUUAUCAAUGGACUCAUUAAGGACGACGGCAUCAGGGCCGAGUUCCUCAAGAACGGUGGCAUGAGCAAGCUCCUGAGGGUCCUGAUUCCCGAGCAGGCUGAAUGGGCGGGCGCCCAGCGAAAGGUCGGCCAGCUGGCCCUUGACAACUUCUUGGACGAAGACAUGGGCGCCAUCCUUGGCCAAUGGCCAACUUCCUCCAAGUUGGGCGAUAAGCAGUGCCAGAGUGGUAAGGAUUCAGGCUCCGAAGGGUGCUGGGAUUACCACGUAGCGAGAAUCAAGAAGAGCAACGGCAAGGACAAGGAGCAUUGGAGCCAUGAUCUGAACACGAGGCUGAGGAAGGCGAGAAAGACACAGCCAAAGGCUAAGAAUAAUAGAGAGCUGUAG